AUGUCCAGCCAUGUCCAGUACCUGUCGUCGGUGAUCAAGGACAGGAAGCAGCGCAUGAGGAAGAAGUAUGGAGUGCAGUACAUCCUGGAUACCAUACGGACACACUACAGUGUGGAGAAAGAUGGCAGUCCUCUGUCUGAUGAAAAGCAGACUGUUCAGAUCUCUCUGUUCUCUCUGCUGAGAGACUUCCUCCUCAAGUGCCCUACUCCUGAAGAGCUCCACAGCAUCUUGGCCUACACACUUUCUAUAGGAGAGGAGCAGCAGGUGGUGAGUGCGUUAGAUGUUGUUUACAGUCUGUUGAGGAGCAGCCCUCUCAGAGAGCAGGUCCAGGCUGUACUGUUGGAGUGGGGAGUAGAACAGCUCUACUGUCUGCUGCUCAAACCCAGCUUUGGAGACGAGGUCAGAGAGAGAGUCUUCAGGGUUCUGUACAAGAUCCUGAAGAGUGAACGAGUGUCUGAGCGCGCCAAGCAACGUGUCAAGUUGAAGGAUUUUGGAUACCUGGGUCUUGUCUGUUUCCUAGGAGAUGUCCCCGUAACCAUGACCACCGUGCGCUGUCUGUACGAGCAGGUCCUCGCUACAGAUGCCACUCCUAACUUCAGAGACCUGCUGGCUGUGGUCCAUCUGUCCCACCGUGCUGAGCUCACUGUCCGUCUGGAUGUCUGUCGCAAGCUCUUCUACCUGAUCUAUGACAAUGAGGACUAUGUUCGCCAGCUGGCCCGCCAGCCAGGCUGGCAGGAUGUGUUAACUAAGCUCUAUAUGAAGGAGUCCUAUGAGUCUCGUGGUCCCUCCCUGGCAGGCUCCAGCACCCACAGCUCCCUGGACCCCUCCUCCUCCCGCCCCCCUCUCAGGAGAGAUCACAGCAUGGUCAUAGAGGACUCUCAGGACACUCACACAGACGUCUUCCUCCCUUACACCUCGCCGGACGAGGAAGAGGAGGAGGAGGAGGAGGAGGAGGAGGGAGACGGCGAGGGCCUGGGAGGGAGGAAUAUCUCAGAGGGUUUCUCCGACCUCUCUCGGUCUUCCCCUAACAGCAGUGGAGGCACGUUGAAGGACUUUGCCGACUCUGUCCAAUUUAAGUCGUUUGACUCGGUAGAGCAGGGGAGCCGCUCGUCCUCCCUGUCCAACACCAUGGACAUCCCCUCCACUCGGCCCCAAGAGGAGGCUCUCUACCACCCUCUGUCCCCCUUCGGCACCUCGCCCUUUGAGCUGGAGCUGGUGGGUAUGAGGGGUGAGACGGGGACAUGGAACCACAACCAGGCAGGCACCCCCUCCCCCCUGGAGCACAGCCGGUCGUUCCCCUCUCUGAGACCCAGGAAGAGCUCCAGUCUGUCCAACGUGCUGGACGACACCAACUAUGGAACUGACCCCCGGGCAGCUGACACCAUCUCCAACACCUCCAACCCACAGCAGACGCCAGAGGAGGAACUGUGUAACCUGCUGACUAACAUCGUGUUCUCUGUGCUGUGGUGCGGCAGCGGGUCGGAGGGGGGGGAGGACGCCGUGUGGAGGGAGAGGGGACAGGUCUUCUCUGUCCUCACCAAGCUGGGCUCCUCCUGCCAACUGGUCCGCCCGCCUGACGAUAUCAAAUGCAGUCUGUUAGAGAUGAUGCUGGAGUCUUCUCUGUCAGACCUGAGGGACUCUCAGGGUGUCUCUCUACCAUACUUCCCCAGUCUGCUGCGUCUCCUCAGGCUGCUCCAGGACUUCCUGUUCUCAGAGGGAACAGACAACCAGGCUCUGUGGAGCGAGAAGAUCUUUGAGGGGGUGGUGAACCUCCUGGACAGACUACAGGCGUGGCACAGCACCCCUGGUACCCCCGGGGCUCUGGAGCUCAGAGAGAUGGCUCAGAUCGGCCUGCGCAUCAUCACCGGCUACAUCCAGCAACAGGACUCACAGGUGUCUGUAAUGGCCUGCGUUAAACUCCACAGCCUCCUGCAGACAGUUCUGUCUCUGGGCUGGGACGAGGUGUGCUUCCUGCUGGGGCGACUAGGUGCCCCCCUGUGGCCCGGCGGGGUAAUGGAGGCGGGCCCCAACAGAGGACACACGGAGACCUUUUCUCAGCUGGUGCCCAUUGUGCGUACCCUCCUGGACCAACACGCUGACCCUGUGACCCUGCACGGCCUGCUGCCCAGCCUGCCAGUCACCAACGGCAGCCCCACCUUCGCCCAGGACCUCCAGAGCUACAGCCACACAGUAGAGUGGCUGGACUUCUACCAACGCCACGUGCAGCCCACCAUGGAGCAGUAUGAACUGGAUCAGUUUGGGAAGAGUCAUGACCUCAUGUCUAACUUCUGGAACUCGUGCUUUGAUGACCUGAUGAGCACUGCACUACGGCGGGACAAGGAGAGGACCUACAGCAAAGACAAGUUCCAGGAGGUGAUAGUGGACCCGUACCUGAGGCGGGUACGCAGUGAAAACAGCCGUUACCACAGUGGUCAGAAACAGAGCUCCGGCCAGCAGGGAGUAGUGUGGCGCCACUGGAAGUCCCUCCGCAGGCUGCUCACCAGCGAGAGAGGGGCCUGGGCACACAGAGUCCCACUAGAGGUGAAAUGGAAGUUGUCCAGUGCGGAGACGUAUUCUAAGAUGCGUCUGAAACUAGUGCCUAACUACCAGUACGACACUCAUCAGGAAGCCAGCGCCUCCAGAGACAAUAUGGGAGCUGAUAGUCCUCGCAGUUCAGAACCUCUCCCAUUGGCUGUUGCCAAGGAGGCCAAAGUGAGUGACAUGGAGGAUGACCAGUUAGGAGAAGAGGACAUUGUCUUUCUGGACAAUAAGGUGGAGGGGGAGGACGACAGUCAGAAGGAGAAGCUGGUUCUGUCCGAGGACUGUGAGCUCAUCACCAUCGUGGCGGUAGUUCCGGGUCGGCUGGAGGUCACCACACAUCACCUGUACUUCUACGACGCCAGCAGCGAGAAGGAGGAGACGGAAGAGGGAAUUGGUUUUGAUUUCAAGCGGCCCCUGUCUCAGCUGAGAGAGGUGCACCUGAGACGCUACAACCUGCGUCGCUCUGCUGUGGAGCUGUUCUUCAUCGACCAGUCACACUACUUCAUCAACUUCAAGAAGAAGGUGAGGAACAUGGUGUACUCUAGGAUCCUGGGGCUGCGGCCCCCCAACCUCUUCUAUUUCGGCUCCCGCUCUCCUCAGGAGCUCCUCAAGGCUUCUGGACUCACACAGAGAUGGGUAUGCAGAGAGAUUUCCAACUUUGAAUAUCUGAUGCAACUGAACACCAUCUCUGGACGUACCUACAACGACCUGUCUCAGUACCCUGUGUUCCCAUGGGUGCUGAGUGACUACACCUCUCCAGAUCUGGACCUGGAGAACCCAGCCGUGUUCAGAGACCUGUCCAAACCCAUGGGAGUAGUCAACCCCCGUCACGCACAGAACGUCAGGGAGAAGUAUGAGAGCUUUGAGGACUCAACGGGCACGAUAGAUAAGUUCCACUAUGGAACACACUACUCUAACGCUGCAGGAGUCAUGCACUACAUGAUCCGUAUGGAGCCCUUCACUACCCUCCACAUCCAGCUGCAGAGCGGCAGGUUUGACUGUGCAGACCGUCAGUUCCACUCUGUAGCAGCAGCCUGGCAGGCUCGCAUGGAGAGCCCCGCUGACGUCAAAGAGCUCAUCCCUGAGUUCUUCUACUUCCCAGAGUUCCUGCAGAACAUCAACGGGUUUGACCUGGGCAGUCUGCAGAUGACCCACAACAAUGUGGCUGAUGUUCUGUUGCCACAAUGGGCCUCGUCUAGAGAAGACUUCAUCAGGAAACACAGGAAAGCUCUGGAGUGUGAACACGUUUCCUCUCACCUCCAUGAGUGGAUUGAUCUGAUCUUUGGCUGCAAGCAGAGAGGGGAGGAGGCGGUUGAGGCUCUCAAUGUCUUCUACUACUGCACCUAUGAAGGUGCGGUGGAUCUGGAUGCCAUAGCCAAUGAGACGGAGCGCAAGGCCCUGGAGGGCAUCAUCAGUAACUUUGGACAGACGCCCUGUCAACUACUCAAGGAGCCACACCCUCCUCGUAUGUCAUCAGAGAAUGCCUCUAGGAGGCAGGCCCGCAUGGACACUCUACCCCCCAACCUGUUUGAACAGCUCGACAAACUACGCCCUUUUAAGGAGGUGGUGUGUGAUGGGCGACCUCUGGUCCAGGCGGUGGUUCCCAGGAACCAGACCCGCUCCUUUAUCAUCCAGGGCUCUGACGUACUGGUGACAGUGAGUUCUAACGGUCUGAUUGGGACCCACAGCUGGCUGCCUUACGAUAAGAACAUCGCCAACUACUUCACCUUCACCAAGGACCCCACUGUGGCCAAUCCCAAAACCCAGCGGUUCCUCAGCGGUCUCUUCGCCCCAGGGGUAGAUCUCAGAACCCAGGUGUUGGUGGUGUCGAACGAUGGCCGUCUGCUGUUCAGUGGAGGACACUGGGACUGCAGCCUCCGAGUCACCCAGCUGGGAAAGGGCAAACUGGUGGGCAGGAUCUGCCGACACAUCGACGUGGUGACAUGUCUGGCUCUGGACCUCUGUGGUAUCUACCUCAUAUCUGGUUCCAGAGACACAUCCUGUAUCGUGUGGCAGGUUCUACAGCAGGGUGAAUUCUCCAGUGGUCUCUCUCCUCGUCCAGUGCAGGUCCUCUGUGGACACGACCAGGAGGUCACCUGUGUGGCCAUCAGCACCGAGCUGGACAUGGCUGUCUCUGGGUCAAAGGAUGGUACUCUGAUAAUCCACAGUGUACGUCGUGGCCAGUUCCUCCGUACCCUGCGUCCGCCCGGUGAGAGCUGCCUGCCUGCCCAGGUCACUGAGUUGCAGGUGGGCAUGGAGGGGCACAUCGUGGUACAGACUGCCCUGGAGGGACGCACUGCUGGAAAGGAGAAGUACUCCCUCCAUGUUUACUCUGUGAACGGCUGUCUGCUGUCGUCUGUCAGCCUGGAGGAAGAGGUGACAGCUCUCUACCUGGUCCCUGAGUACAUCAUCCUGGGGACCCAGCAGGGAAACCUACACAUCAGACACCUGUGCAGUCUGGCGCUGGCGGUGUCUCCCCUGCCGUUGAAGGUGGCGGUGAGGAGUGUGUCGGUGACCAGAGAGAGUAGCCACAUCCUGGUGGGCCUGCAGGAUGGAAAGCUCAUCGUGGUGGGGGCUGGGAAACCAGAGGAGGUACGUUCGGGUCAGUUUUCCCGUCGGCUUUGGGGCUCAACGCGCCGAAUCUCUCAGGUUUCCUCAGGAGAGACAGAAUACAACCCCACUGAGACUUCUGGGAAGUGAGGGUCGCCAUGAAAACAUACGGAAGGCAAUAUUAUCGUAGCCUGUGAGGUUCACCCGAGGCCUGGUUAUUGGUUGAUGGCCGACACCCAAGUGGCAUCCUAUUCCUAUAUAGUGCCUAUUGGGUUCUUGUCAAGUACAGCAGUAUAUAGGGAACAGGGUGCCAUUUGGGACACAGACCUUUUUCUACCCACCAGCAGUGGAUUUGCUGGAUCAGAAUGAAGGGAGUAGAGACCCUGGAUGUUGGCGUCAGAAAGCCCACCCAGAACUUUACUGGACUGAUUGACUGUUAAACGGCCUCUUCAACCUCUAUGGGUCCAAACCUUGAUGGGUCCAAACCUCUAUGAGUCCAAGCCUCUGAGCUCUCCGAGAGAGACACGAUAAACCAAGGCUUUUUUUUCUACAAAAGGGAAAAUAAAAUAUUUUUUGAUUUAGGUGGUUUUAUACUCUAUUUUUAAAAAGGCAUCAUUCCAAAGAUUACUUGUGUUUUGUAGACAAGAGAGGAGACUCUGUUUUAUGUGGCUUCCGACCCCUUUUACUGGGUUGUUCCAAGGCCAGUUGUGUGGCAAUGGCACCUUGUCUAAAACUCCUUGAAACUUGAAAACUAUUAACGUUGCAAGAGAUUUCCAUGGUGAAGUACCAGUGUAUACCACUAGAGGGUGGGAUUUCUCUCUCUACAUGUGUGCAAUCCUGCUGAAAAUAAAAUGCAAUAACCCAUU
Salvelinus namaycush (lake trout) is the source of this 5957-nucleotide messenger RNA. It is a transcript of the gene nbeal2, whose product is annotated as neurobeachin-like 2. Gene Ontology annotation, molecular function: protein kinase binding. The transcript is spliced from 37 exons. The record is from RefSeq and is a predicted model, not a curated record. Gene Ontology annotation, cellular component: cytosol; membrane. Gene Ontology annotation, biological process: intracellular protein localization. NCBI's taxonomy places the organism in Eukaryota, Metazoa, Chordata, Actinopteri, Salmoniformes, Salmonidae. Bases 1 to 5241 code for a protein of 1746 amino acids.